This is a messenger RNA of Lonchura striata (white-rumped munia), 794 nucleotides long. NCBI's taxonomy places the organism in Eukaryota, Metazoa, Chordata, Aves, Passeriformes, Estrildidae. The record is from RefSeq and is a predicted model, not a curated record.
GUGCCGGGCGGGUGCCCCUGGAGCCCAGCGCGGUGCCGGCCCCUCCCCCACCCGUGCGCACCUUCUCGCUGGAGGACUUCGAGGUGGGCCGGCCGCUGGGCAAGGGCAAGUUCGGGAACGUGUACCUGGCGCGGGAGCGGCGCUCCGGCUUCCUGGUGGCCCUCAAGGUGCUCUUCAAGUCCCAGGUGGAGCAGGAGGGCGUGGAGCACCAGCUGAGGCGCGAGAUCGAGAUCCAGGCCCACCUCAGGCACCCCAACGUGCUCCGGCUCUACAAUUAUUUCCACGACCGGCGCCGCGUCUUCCUCAUCCUGGAGUUCGCGCCCCGCGGGGAACUCUACAAGGAGCUGCAGCGCUGCCGGCGCCUGGACGCCACCCGCACGGCCACGCUGAUGGAGGAGCUGGCGGACGCGCUGCUCUACUGCCACGGGCGCAAGGUGAUCCACCGCGACAUCAAACCCGAGAAUCUCCUGCUCGGCCUCAAGGGGGAGCUCAAGAUCGCCGACUUCGGCUGGUCCGUGCACGCGCCCUCGCUCAGGCGCCGCACGCUGUGUGGCACGCUGGAUUACCUGCCCCCCGAGAUGGUGGAGGGCGGCGGGCACGACGAGAAGGUCGACCUGUGGUGCCUGGGCGUGCUCUGCUACGAGCUGCUGGCCGGGCACCCCCCCUUCGAGAGCCCCUCGGCCGCCGACACCUACCGCAGGAUCACCCAGGUGAGCGGGCACACCUGGGCACACCUGGGCACAGCUGGGCACCGAUAUCACCUGAAAACUGAGCAAAAACUGAGCAAAAACUGA